Messenger RNA from Rubroshorea leprosula, 936 nucleotides. The record is from the annotation of a GenBank genome assembly. NCBI's taxonomy places the organism in Eukaryota, Viridiplantae, Streptophyta, Magnoliopsida, Malvales, Dipterocarpaceae.
GGCGUUUGGCUGAUGGUAUAUUUUUGAACUCGUGGGAAGAUCUUGAACAGGUCCCCCUAAAAGCAAUAAGAGAGAAUCCAUUCUUCAAGAGUAUGAUACCGCCUGUUUAUCCAAUUGGACCGGUGAUUAAACAAGAGGAACAUGAUGAAUCAGCCACGGAAUACAUGUCAUGGCUAGAUGAGCAAUCACCGAACUCUGUUCUCUUUGUAGUGCUUGGUAGUGGUGGAACUUUGUCAGGGGAGCAGAUGACUGAGUUGGCUUGGGGUUUAGAACUGAGUCGGCAACGAUUCAUAUGGGUGGUACGUAAACCAACGGAAGCUUCUAGUUCAGGGACGUUUUUCAAUGUGGGCAGUGAUACAUAUGGCCCAGAGGAAUAUCUUCCCGAAGGGUUCCUGGAGAAGAUACGGGGAGUGGGAGUGGUGGUACCGUCGUGGGCUUCCCAAGCGGCCGUGCUACGCCAUCCGUCAACAGGCGGGUUCAUAUCUCAUUGUGGAUGGAAUUCAACAUUGGAAAGUAUAGUUCACGGCGUGCCAAUUAUAGCAUGGCCUCUCUACGCGGAGCAAAAAAUGAACGCAACGGUGCUAGCGGAGGAUAUUGGAGUAGCCGUCAAACCGGAGGUGAAGGCGGGACAGACGGUGGUGGGACGGGAAGAGAUAGCGAGAGUGGUGAGAAUGGUGAUGGAGGGUGAUGAAGGGGAUGAAAUAAGACGUCGGGUUAGGGAACUGAAGGAAACUGCCGAAAAAGCAUUGGAUGCCGGUGGGUCCUCGCAUGAAUCGGUCUGUCGAGUGGUGGAGGAAUGGAAGGCGCUGAUCUGACUCUGGAUUUGAAGCCAUAAUAGGUGGUUGUUGGAAAUUAGAUCCUAUUAUUUAGCCAUUAUCUCUAUAUUUUAUGAAGUUUAAGUUAUUUAUUUGUUUUAGGUUGUUAUCAUUUAAAUUA